Messenger RNA from Soboliphyme baturini, 684 nucleotides. The record is from the annotation of a GenBank genome assembly. NCBI's taxonomy places the organism in Eukaryota, Metazoa, Nematoda, Enoplea, Dioctophymatida, Soboliphymatidae.
AUGAACUUAAAGAAUUCUGGGCAUCGAAGUUUCUCGUCUAGCUGGCAGGAAGUUCACUCAUCGCUUCUUGUGCAGUUUUUUGGGCCAAAUUUGAACAAGCAACUGUCGUUGGAAAGUUUCUUGGACUUCAGGCAGAGAUUGAACUGCACCAUCUUGAAAUAUGAGUUUCUGCAUUGGUCAGCGACCGACAAGCAGACGGGGGAAAGCAAGAUCAGUGAUGUUGAUUUCGCCAAAAUGCUGCUCAUGCAUUCUCGUUUGUCGAAGACCAAACAAAGAAAAAUGAUUGCACGAGUGAAGAGACUCUGCGUCAGAAAACCACAGUAUUCCACAACCGGCGGCUUCCAGUUCAAAGAAGUGUUGACGUUUUUCGAAUUCCUCAACGAACUGACGGACGUGGAGACGGCGCUGCAGUUUUAUCACUUGGCCGGCGCUGCUAUCGAUCAGGCAACCUUCCGACACAUUGUGCAUAACGUUGCGAACAAACCACUCAGUGACCACAUGAUUGACGUCAUAUUUAACCUUUUCGAUGAGGACCAGGACGGCAAGCUGAGUUACAAGGAGUUCGUGAAAGUGAUGAAACGGAGGUUCAAAUUCGGCUUCGCCAACAGUAGGGAACUCGGCAUUUUCCGACGACUGAAUGACGUCUAUUCGUAUUUUUAUAACCAGAUACGACAGCGAAUGUGA